Molecule: messenger RNA, 903 nt
Organism: Rodentolepis nana
Lineage: Eukaryota; Metazoa; Platyhelminthes; Cestoda; Cyclophyllidea; Hymenolepididae
Source: the annotation of a GenBank genome assembly
AUGUGGAAAUUGGGAAUUCUAUCCUGCUUCCUUUUUGCGGUCCUAAUUCCACAAAUAUGGCCAAACUGCAAGGACUAUUUGAAUCGAGGAUUGGAAAAGGUUCAACCUGUUGUUCUUGGUGGGAUGAUGAACCUGAUCGAUGCCAAUGCACGUCUUAUGGAACCGGUGUUUAGCUUCUUUCGCCUGAAGGUAGCUGAUUUGAGUAAUAAAGAUGACGAUGGUACUGGGCCCUUCAAAUUACCCCAAUGUCUUAAACAACCAUUUACGGUCGAAAAAUUGGCAAAAUAUGAGCAUCUUUCAAUUCUUGGAGUAGUCUUCGAUGUCAGUUCAAACCACCAACUAUACGGACCAGAUGGUCUCUAUGCAUUAUUAACGGGUCGUGACGCAACCCGAAUGAUUAUUUCCGAAGGAAUGAAAGACACAGGAUCCGAUAUUUUUGCUCUAGAUGCGCUGACAUCUUCACAGUUAAAUGAAUUAGGUGACUGGCUUAAAAUAUACAUGCGUAAAUACCGCUGUAUUGGUUAUCUUCCAGGUGUCUACUGGUCCCCGAUGGGAGACCCGUCUGAACUCCUUGUCAACCUCAUUGAAGCUUGGAAUAAGCACUCCCCAGAGAGUAUUGAUUUUCAUGAUCUCCCGCCGUGUAAUUCCUUCUUUGAUGGAAAAAAGCUCCGUCUUUCCUGCAAUCUGUACAGCAGUGAUUCUUCAGAGCAAUUUUUUCCCCGUCAACUCUUGGAACCGGAAAAAGCGAAAAUGAGAUGUGCUUGCGUUCCCAAAUCCCAUCUUACUCAUUCCAGAUUGAGACUUUACCCCGGCUGCUCGGAUAUUGCUGAUCAAUGUCUCAUUCCUAUUGCUGAUGCUGAAAGUAUAUGGACUGGAAGACUGACAUCUUUUGAUACCAUUUAA